Molecule: messenger RNA, 3893 nt
Organism: Anguilla anguilla (European eel)
Lineage: Eukaryota; Metazoa; Chordata; Actinopteri; Anguilliformes; Anguillidae
Gene: sobpa
Product: sine oculis binding protein homolog (Drosophila) a
Exons: 10
Coding region: 359-3271 (970 amino acids)
Biological process (GO): animal organ development
Cellular component (GO): nucleus
Source: RefSeq, a predicted model, not a curated record
CGCGCUAGGAGCACGAGUGAAAGCGUAUCUGUGGCGAACUGAGAGGAAAUAGCCUUCUUGGGAUCAGCGCCUCGUAUAGGGUUACAGUCGAGGCCCCUCCCCCCUGUCUGGGGUUGUUCUCAAUCCCUUCAGCUGCUUCACAGACACGGCUCACACCAACUCGCGCACAGACUGUGGAAAAUUGGAGCCAGAAGAUGGCUGACUUAACCGGGCAUCGCGUACCUUCAACGGCAUCACCAACUUCACCCGGGCUAUUCUCACGAUUGACACGCGCCGCUCUGCUUUUCUAAAGCAGCCCCGCUGGACACCCCCCGUGGGGCUGCCCCCACCGCAAAUAUUGACAGAAAUAAUAGAAAAAAUGGCAGAGACGGAAAAAGAGGGUAGACCCCCCGAAAAUAAAAGGAGCAGGAAACCGGCUCACCCGGUGAAGAGGGAAAUCAACGAGGAGAUGAAGGUGCGAGUUGGGCAAGCUCAGCCACAGGCAGGCCAGGUGGGGGAUCUCCAUGGCAACCCGCCCUACUCCAUGAGUUUCGCUGAGAACACGAUGAACGAGCUGCUGGGCUGGUACGGGUACGACAAGGUGGACCUGAGGGACUCGGACGACAUCGAGAUCCGAAACUACCCCGACGGCGAAGCCAGGCAGCACAUCUCCGUCCUGAAAGAAAACUCUUUGCCAAAACCCAAGAGCCUGGGGGACAACGCCGGCUCCCCGACUUUUGCCAACAGCUCCCACGCCGCGCCCAACCCCAGGAACGGGGUGGCCGAGCCGUCCGCCGCACCUUCCUCCUCCUCUUCCUCGUCCUCCUCCUCGUCCUCCUCCUCUUCCUCGUCCAGUGCCAAGGAGCACGGGAACGUCCCCAUCAUCGUGCCGCUGAUCCCGCCCCCCCUCAUCAAACCUCCCGCAGAGGAGGACAUGUCUAACGUGCAGAUCAUGUGUGCGUGGUGCCAGAAGGUCGGGGUGAAGCGCUACUCCCUCAGCAUGGGCAGCGAGCUCAAGAGCUUCUGCAGCGAGAAGUGCUUCGCCGCCUGCCGCCGGGCCUACUUCAAGCGCAACAAGCUUGGAUAUAUACGGAGUUACCCCGCGAGAGACGAAGACGGCCAGGCUGAGAAAUUGCCCCCGCAGAGCUAUGGUCAGGACACGCCCAGGCUUGUCUUCAAGAUUAACAGCGAUGUUCUUGUGUGUGACUGGUGUAAGCACAUCAGACACACUAAGGAGUACCUGGACUUCGGCGCAGGGGAGCGCAGGCUCCAGUUCUGCAGCGCCAAGUGCCUGAACCAGUACAAGAUGGACAUCUUCUACAAAGAGACGCAGGCGGCCCUCCCGGGGGGGCUGGGCAUGGAGGGGAAGCCGGAGGGCGGAGGGGGGGUGCAGCUCCUCACCCCCGACUCCUGGAACACGCCGCUAGGCGACCUGCGGCGCAAGGCCCCGUCUCCGGGGGGCGCCGGGGCGCCCGUCCCGGGCCCGUCCGGCUCCAGCUCCGCCUCCCCGUCCGAGUCCAGCUCCGCCCUCUGCCCGUCCGCCUCUUCCGGAAAGAUCCCCACGCCGGGGCCCCGCCCCCACGAGAGCCCCGCGCUGGCCCCGCCCGUCCCCUCCCUGCACCCGUCCAUGGGGGUCCCGCCGGGGAGCCCCCCCAUGGUGAUGACCCCCCGCGGGCCCGUGCCCCUCCCCUUCUUCAUGGAGCACCAGAUGAUGCAGCAGAUCCGGCCCCCUUUCCUCCGGGCCCCGCCCCACACGCCCGGCCCAAACAGCCCCCUCCCCAAUCCCAUGAUCCCCGGCAUCGGGCCGCCCCCCCGGAACCUGGGCCCCCCCUCCAGCCCGCUGCACCGGCCCAUGCUGUCCCCGCACCUGCACCCGUCCUCCGGCCCCACCAUGCCGGGGAACCCGGGCAUGAUGCCCCCCCACCCGGGCUCGCACAUUCCGGGGUUCCCCUUCCCUCCGGUCAACAUGAUGCCCAACGGCCACCUCCCCAUGCCGCCCCUCAUGAACUUCGGGGUGCCGUCCCUCGCCCCGCUGGUGCCCCCCCCGACCCUGCUGGUGCCCUACCCGGUCAUCGUGCCCCUCCCUGUCCCCAUACCCAUCCCCGUGCCCAUCCCCUUCAGCCCUAAGGCCCCCGGCGAUCGCCACGACAACGGCGACACCAUCCCCAGCGCGUCGGGGGACCGGGGCGAGUCCAAGGACCCGGGGCUGUUCUCCCCCGGCGCAUCGUCGGGGGGAGGUGGAGCAGGAGGGGGAGGGGGCGGUGGCGAGGGAGGGGACUCCGAACAGGGGCCCCCCAAAUCCAACGAGCUGUCCCCCGGCGUUUCGGGACACUCGCUCUCCGGGUCCACACCACCAGAGCACGGCAGGACUGACAUGGUGGACAUGACGGUGAAGGCGGAGACUCUUGACAAAGCCCGCCUCUCCCUGCCCUUGCCCCUCCCCCUCCCCGCCCCGGCCCCGUCACAGGACGGGGUGAUAGACCUCACGAUUGGCCGGCGGGCGCGGCUCCAGCAGGUCAUCCAGAGGGCGGCGCCCAUGGUGCAGGUGAAGGCGGAGCCUGAGCCGCAGAACUUGCUGAACCUGGGUUACCAGGGCGAGCAGGGAAGGGGCGGGGCCAUAGUUUUAGGGGGCGCGGCCUCAGCCGUGGGGGAGGAGCACAGAGACUCGGAGGACCCUGCCGCCCUGUCGUCGUUACCCCUGCCAUGCGGGGACCCCGCCUACUGCGCCGCCCCUGCUGCCACGCCCCCUCCUCCGGCGCCCCAGCCGCCGCCCCAGCCGCCGGCCCCGCCCCCUCCUCCCCACCCCGCCCCGGACCUCGCCCACUCCGCCCCUUGCAACGUCAUCGUCAACGGCACCCGCUCGCCGGACCCCGCCCGGAGACCCGCCCCGGCCGCCGGCGCGGUCUCCGCCAUCGUCGCCGCGGCAACCACCGAGGAGCCGCCGGACAGCGAGCUGGAGUCGGUGAAGGAGAACAACUGCUCGGGCAUGGAGCUGGACGCAGGUAAGAAGGCCCUGUUGUCGUUGGCGGAGGAGGCGGCCGCCGCCGCCGCCGCCGCCGCCAUGUUGGGGGGCGCCGGCGCCGGCGGGGACAAGCAGGACCCGAGCGACGAGGACCACGCCUACGCCCUGCCGCUGCUGCCCAAGGCCGGCUGCGUCAUACAGGCCCUGCCCAAGCCCGCCGACAAGACCGCCGCGGCGGCUCCGCCCCUGUCCGGCCCCGGCGGCGCCGCCGACCAGCAGCAGCCGCCGCUAAAGAGGAGGUGCCUGCGCAUUCGCAAUCAGAACAAGUGAGAGGCCAAAAACAGGAGGAGAGGAGGAGAACAGCUCUGCUGACGGACAGCGUGUCGCUAAUGGGCUGAAGAGAGAUGGGCCAAGCCUCGGUGCCACGCCCUGCCCCACUACGGACAGCACCAGCUCCCCCCCCCGCCCCAUGCAAGCUCCGCCCCCAGCCCCCACCACGCCCAUGCAAGCUCCGCCCCUCUCCAAGCCAACCAGCACUCGCUGUGCUCCACCUUGCCACACACCAUCGGAUGGGCACCAUGGUACCCAAAAUCCAGAGCACAGACCAAGGCCAAUCACGUGGGUCCUGCCAACUCCCAAACUCUGACCUUUGACCCUCAGCCAAUCAUUUUUUGUUUCUUUGGUUCAGCACAGUAAUGCUGGAUAUACCCUCCCCCCCCCCUCUAAAAACUCCCCUCCCACAGUCUGGAACUCCAGGAAAUAAUUUAGCACAGGGGGGUGUGUUUGUUUGCCACGGUGUGUCUACUUUUCACUCUUCCUCAUGUUUUGGGGAGAUGUUUUUCCCCCCUCUGUCCCUCCCUUAUAAGGUCCUACAUUGUUUUGUUUUUUUUCUCCAGUACUGUAUGUCCAGUGUGGCUUUGAGCACCCUGAUCCAGUCCUGGGGGGGGUGUGG